AUCGUGCAUGGUUACAUCGUCAGAAUGCUAUUAUCUCUGCCAUAACAGUCAGGAAAGACAAAUAUUCUGGCUGCUAUUGGGUAAAUCACCCACUAAUCUGUGCCUGUGAUAAAAACAUCAUGAAUCUUCCAACGUGUAGCAUUUUACGAAGGCAGUGAUCGUCGGCGAUUUCCUAUUAUAUUUGCUGCAACAAAAUACAUACAGAUAAUAUGGAAGAACAGCAAAAACUUGAUUUUAUUCGAGGUGAGCUAACUGGAGCCAUCCUAAAAGCCUUGAACUUGAAUAACGAGGAUUUAGCUGCAAUCAACCUGUCUACGCCGGAUCAUUUAGAUGGGUUUAUGUCCACCAUACACAACUUAAUUUUAAUCACCAAAGGUAACGAAACAAACGAGGGAAAGACUAUCAGCUUGAUGGUGAAGAUAAUGAAAGGAGACGAAGUGUCAAGAGAAACUUCCCAAACGAACGUCCAAUUCACCAACGAAGUAUACAUUUAUUCCAAAGUGCUUCCUGCAUUCAAGGAUCUCAUAAAGUCGAGAGAUUGUGCUGCCCAGGUUGAUACUUGGUGUCCGAAAGUAGUCUAUAGUAAGGCUGGAGUAAUUCCUAGUUUCAGUAGCAUGUACGAAACGAUUCUUGUAAUGGAGAAUAUGACGAUGGAUGGAUUCAAAAACGGACCUAGGAAUGAUUUGGACGAAGCCCAUUUGACACUAAUGGCCAAAAGAAUCGCCGAGUUCCAUGCGUGCACAUAUGCCUUGAAAAUAAUGGAUGAAGAAUCUAUUAAUACUUUAGUUGAAGGAAUUAUUCCUUUGAACUUCAUUAAAGACGGUCAAUUGUUCAAAAGCUACGCCGCUAUGUUUCGGAAUGGAUUGGAGCGGAUUUUUGGAUACAUUGAUGAACAUCCAGAGCAUUACAACAGUGAACAAUUCAAAACGGAUAUGGCAGAACUUCGCAGCAAAUACGGAAAAGAACCUAUCCGUUUAAUGCAAAAGUUUCUGCAACGAGACGAAUAUUCUGUAAUACUUCAUGGCGAUUACAAUAGAAACAAUGUACUUUUUAAGUACGAGAAUGGUAAUCCAGUAGAUAUCCGUAUGUUUGAUUUCCAGGAAAACCGAUACGCCACUCCAUCGAUUGAUUUGACCUUCUUCAUGUGCAUGAGUAUGGUGACAGGCUUUCGGGAACAAUUUUGGACUGCUCUGCUGAAAUGUUAUCACGGUUCUCUGAUCGAUACGUUAAUCGACAUUCUUAAAUGUGAUAAAAACGACCCUCGUUUGGAAACCUACAGUUACAAUAAUUUUAUGGAUCAUAUGAAAAAGUUUGGACUGUAUGGCGCAAUGGUGGCUGGUCAUUUCCUACCGUGGAUGCUGGGGUCUAAGGAAGAAUGUGCCUUACUGGCGGAAGCCUCGUGGAGGGAUAUAGAGUCCGCAGAGAUGAAACACUUGACCAUGGUAGCCGGUGGCGAAGCAGUAACUAAGCGCUUGGUUGAAAUAUUCCAGCAUAUGAGUGAGCUGGGAUACUUUUCCAUUGUCUAUGAUGAUUAGUUACAGUACAUACAGUGAUAGAAAAGUAUCAAUUUUAUAUCUAGUAUUAGUAUGUAAUAUAACGCAUAUUUUUGAAGUAUUUUAUUUACAAAUAAAUGCAAAACUAAUGUUGCACAAUAUAUA
Messenger RNA from Armigeres subalbatus, 1658 nucleotides. RefSeq lists its product as uncharacterized. The coding region runs from base 210 to 1535 and encodes 441 amino acids. The transcript has 2 exons. The record is from RefSeq and is a predicted model, not a curated record. Lineage: Eukaryota; Metazoa; Arthropoda; Insecta; Diptera; Culicidae.